Messenger RNA from Actinia tenebrosa (Australian red waratah sea anemone), 1377 nucleotides. Its product is annotated as septin-2. Lineage: Eukaryota; Metazoa; Cnidaria; Anthozoa; Actiniaria; Actiniidae. The record is from RefSeq and is a predicted model, not a curated record. Gene Ontology annotation, molecular function: GTP binding. Gene Ontology annotation, biological process: cell division.
AGCACAUGUUGGUUAAGAGCACAUUUUUUUGAUCUAAUUGAAACUAAACUUUAAAGCUUCUGAAAUCCUAAGGAAAUAAUGACUUCUUUUGAAAGUCUUUCAGCUUUGAAGGAACAACUGCUAAACAUGGCUGAUUAUGUGGGGUUUGCAAACUUACCAAAUCAGGUUCAUCGUAAAUCUGUGAAGAAGGGAUUUGAGUUUACUUUGAUGGUUGUAGGAGAGUCUGGCCUUGGCAAGUCCACCUUGAUUGACAGCUUGUUUUUAACUGAUUUGUAUUCAGACAGAAUUUUACCCAAAGCUGAAGAGAGAAUCAAGAAAACUGUGAAGAUCGAGACAUCAACUGUAGAAAUAGAAGAAAGAGGAGUAAAGCUAAGAUUAACUGUGGUAGACACCCCUGGAUAUGGUGAUGGGAUGGACAAUAAGGACUGUUUUAAACCAAUCUCAGAUUACAUCAACCUGCAGUUUGAAAACUACCUUCAUGAUGAAUCUGGUCUUAAUCGGCGACACAUUGUUGAUACUCGCGUUCAUUGUUGUUUUUACUUCAUAUCACCAACAGGACAUGGUCUCAAACCAUUAGAUAUUCAGUUCAUGAAAGAGUUGCAUGAAAAGGUUAAUAUAGUACCAGUGAUUGGAAAAACUGACACAUUAACACCAUCAGAGCUAUCAGCCAUGAAAACUAGGAUCCGAAAUGAAAUAGAUGAUUAUGGAAUAAAGACAUAUAUACUUCCAGACUGUGAAAGUGAUGAAGAGGAGGAUUUUAUUGAGCAGACCAAACAGUUGAAGGCUUCUAUGCCAUUUGCUGUUGUUGGAAGCAAUACUUUAAUUGAUGUUUGUGGGAAAAAAGCAAGAGGUCGACUUUACCCCUGGGGGGUAGUAGAAGUUGAAAACCCUGCUCAUUGUGAUUUCUCCAAACUUCGAACAAUGUUAAUUACUCACAUGCAGGACUUGAAGGAGGUUACACAGGAUGUACACUAUGAAAACUUUAGAGCAGCUGCUUUAGGAGAAACAACACCAGCCACACCACGUACUAGUAAAAGCCUUAACAGAGUAAAAGAACAAGCUGCUAAAGAAGUGAUGGAGAAAGAACGUGCUUUAAAAGAGAAAGAGGAAGAGCUUCGUCGCAUGCAAGAUAUGAUUGCCAAGAUGCAAGCACAGAUGAAGGCUAAAAGUUAGCAUAUUUUUGAUGUCUAAUGGCUCAUCUUGAUGAAUCAGGCCAUCUUCCUGAUUGAUCAUUGUCUAAAUUUUAUGGUCUCCAAGGCAACAAUCAAUAGACAGUUUUACAAGCAGGACACACAGGCAUGGUAUGCACAUCUCCAUGGUAACAAUCCAUAGAUAGUUUUACAGGCAGGACAUGCGCAUCACCAUGGCAACAAUCAA